Messenger RNA from Symsagittifera roscoffensis, 2219 nucleotides. RefSeq names its product lipase maturation factor 2-like. Gene Ontology annotation, cellular component: endoplasmic reticulum membrane. Gene Ontology annotation, biological process: protein maturation. Bases 62 to 2101 code for a protein of 679 amino acids. NCBI's taxonomy places the organism in Eukaryota, Metazoa, Xenacoelomorpha, Acoela, Convolutidae. The transcript is spliced from 10 exons. The record is from RefSeq and is a predicted model, not a curated record.
UAAACUUAUUAAAUAGAUUUGCUGUUGUUUUGGCCCUGCAGUGCCGCCUGUGAUUGACAGAAUGGUGAGUUUGACGACGAAGUUGGUGGAGACAAGCAGACAGACAUUUCUCUGUGGCGUCAGUCUGUGCUAUGCCAUCGCUUUCAUAUCCUACUACGUGCAGAUUCCUGGACUCUUUGGGCCCAAUGGAAUCUUGCCAGCUCACCUUUAUAUGAACAGACACAGAGAGUCGUCUGCUACCUCUUCGGCUACGACCAACUUGGAAAGAUUCAUCUCCAACCCAAACAUGCUCUAUCUUUUGAGAGAGGCAGGCCUCAGUGUCGAAGAAGGUAUGGUAUUCAGUUGUCUCUUGGGAACGAUUUUCGCCCUCUUCUCUUUCUCCUCUCGCAUCUCGAGGGGCAUGAUAGUGUAUGGCUCCAUGUGGUUUCUCUAUUUCUCCCUAGUCUAUGCAGGACAGACGUUCCUGUCGUUCCAGUGGGACAUACUCCUGUUGGAAACUGGCUUCCUCGCCAUCGUUAUAGCCCCACUCAACUUCCCUAAUAGUACUGUGUUACGAGUGAAGAGACACGACGAGGUAGUGAUGUUCUUGGUGAAGUUCCUUCUCUUCAAACUCAUGUUCAUGUCUGGGGUAGUCAAGCUCAGUAGUCUAUGCCCCACCUGGUGGGACCUGACUGCACUUACUUACCACUACGAGACACAGUGUAUCCCCACUCCUAUAGCCUGGUUCGCACACAGUAUCAUUCCCUUCUGGUUCCACAAACUAUCAGUCGUGGCUGUAUACGUAAUCGAAAUCGUCCUGCCUUUCUACCUAUUCUCACCAAUCAAGGCCCACAGAAAACUUUCAAUUUACUCGAUAAUAUUCUUGAUGGUUGUCAUCAUUCUGAGUGGAAAUUACAAUUUCUUCAACUUACUUACUAUUGUUCUCUGUCUCGGAAGCCUCGAAGACUGUGAUUAUUUCACACUUUUUCAAAGCUACGAAAAUCAUCAUUCAGACGAAAAAGUCAAGUCUAACUGUCCUCUGAUUGGGAGAUUGCUCGAACGAGUGUUACGUUGGGUAAUGGAUAUUGGCAUUAUGUACUGGAUCGUCCGAUUAUUCAAGCUAAAGUUCAACUAUUCCUCUUUCUCAAUAGAUUCUUCAGUUAACUUCACUCAUGAGCAGUUCCAAUCUUUUGUGAAUGCCGCUGUUACGUGUGCAAUUUUUUUGGCCUCUAUAUCUCUUGUUUGGAUUGUGGUCAAGAACUGUGUCUGUGCCUUAAAGGAUGAGACGGGAAUUAUGAACAAACUGUGGUCGUUUUCUCAAACAUUCACUUUUGGGUUUAUUGCCACUCUUCUGCUGACGAUGUCGUUUGUUCCGAUUAUGCAGCUGACAGAUCGCGAGACGGAGCAUCUUGUGCCGGAGUUCGCUGAAUCCGCCUACUUCCGACUGCAAGAAUUCAGAGUGUCGAACAGCUAUGGACUGUUCAGACGCAUGACUGGUAUUCUUGGACGACCAGAAAUAGUUUUGGAAGGUAGUGCUUCUGAAAAAGGCCCCUGGACCGAGUUCCACUUCCUCUACAAGCCCGGGAACCUCUCUGCCCCUCCCCCCUGGGUGGCACCCCACCAGCCCCGUUUGGAUUGGCAGAUGUGGUUCGCAGCUCUCUCUACUCCCGAGUUCACCACCUGGUUCAAAACUCUGGCGUUCCGCAUUUUGACCGGACAGCCGGAAGUUUUGGCUCUGAUGGAUGCGAAGUCAAACAUUAAGUUCAAAGAGCCGCCGCUCUAUAUUCGAGCAGUGAAGUACAAGUAUUUCUUCACCAAAGGCAACACUCAGAACUGGUGGAGACGAGAAAAAGAGACCAAACUCUACUUGGACCCUGUCAGUUUGAAGUCUCCCGCCCUAUUGGAUCACGUGAACAGAAAUAGGAUCAAAACUGUGACCCCGCCCCAGUUUUCUGAUAAAUGGCCGUUCUUGCGCCGCAUGUUGUACAGAUUGCGUCCUCAAAUGCACUCUGAAAAUAUAUCGGGAGAUAUUCUAGUAUGGAGUUUAGUUUUGCCGUUGAUUGCGAUGAAACUGGGAAAAGUGUUUUCUCCAAAGUACCCCGUGAAAAUGUAUUAUAUUUGAUGGCGCGUUUUAAGUAAAUAUAAAAUGUCUACUAGAUUGCAUUGAAAUCAAUAUGAUCUUCAAGCUAGAGGUUCUUAAGUGCGUUCACUUGUAGAGUAAGCUGGGUACCAAUAUUGCA